Messenger RNA from Nothobranchius furzeri (turquoise killifish), 915 nucleotides. RefSeq lists its product as uncharacterized. The record is from RefSeq and is a predicted model, not a curated record. NCBI's taxonomy places the organism in Eukaryota, Metazoa, Chordata, Actinopteri, Cyprinodontiformes, Nothobranchiidae.
UCUCGUUCUUCAAAUUUCUGCUGAGAAUGUUCAAAACACAUGUUCUUGGGUUUUCUAAUGUACGUCAAAAUGAAAGACCUUCCAGCCCGUGGGACCAUUAGGGUUCGUCCUGGGCCCAACACAGUCAUCUUCAGGACCAUCCAUUGUCCAAAAGUCUGCUGGAGUGAUGCUGGAAAAGAAUUCAAGCAGAAAGAUGAGGUGAUAGAAGAUGAAACUGUGGUUGUUUUUCUAAAAGAAGAAAAGGCAGAAAAUGAAGCCCAUGUUGAGCUUUCAGAAAAACAGAAGAAUCAGCCGAACUCAGUUGGAGAAAAAAUCCCAACCAAGGAGUUUCUAAAUCUACAGCUCACCUCAGCCACGGUAGGAGAACCUGCAAACCCAAAAGAGAAACCCAUUCAUAGAAGGUUCCUGACCUGGAUUGAUGGUGUCGUCCAUGACCACUACUGCAAGAAGAUCAGGAGAACCUAUGUGAGAGAGCAGGAGGAGCGUGGCCAGCUUUAUCCACCCAACUUUUACAUCUUCUAUCAGGAAACCCGAGGUCAGAGAGAGAGGCAGAAGAGAGAGAUUUGGCUCAGCCGUGACAAACAGAGGCAGAACAUUAAGAACUGGUUGGAUGCCCACUGGGAGAAGAAGCGUGAAGCGACGGAGGCUCUCAGACAGAAAGAGGAGGAGCGUUAUAAGAGAUGGGUGGCCCAAAACAACACCAGCAUCCCUGACUCCUCACAAGGAGGCCCAAAGAAGAGGAUGGGCCUGUGGCAGAAAAAAUCCCUCUGAGCAAAAGAGUUCCUCUUCCACUGAUGGAGCUCACUCCACCAACAAUGCUGCUUCCUCUCCUGGCGUAAAGUUGAAAAACAACUGAUUUUUGCAUUUUAUGUACAUCACUUUUGUUUGUGCAUUUCUCUAAUAAAAACGAGUUUC